AUGUUUCUUCAAGAAGCCUCUCGAAAGCGCAGCGCUGCUCAUGUUGAGGACCCGAUUCACGUUCCUAAUGCGGCUUCUGGGGUUUACAUCAAGCGCCCGCGAAUUUCAAGACCCAGAGUCCAACCUCAAGCAUUGAUGUAUAACCAACCACAAAUGUUGGUAUAUACCAAUGCGGGAAUGGCGAGCAGUUCGCAACAUCUUGCGGUGGAUACCUUCGCUGGCAGACGGAGCGUGUUGGUCCAAACUCCCUAUCCAAACUUCAACAACUCGGGUUACGAUCCCAAUGCGACCUCCAGGGCUUAUGUCCAGCGUGCAAGAAUGGGACCGCCUCAACCUCAACAGCUGAUAUAUACUCAGCCUCAACCGUUGGUAUAUACCAACAGAGGAGUGAUGACGGGGUUCCAAUAUCUGCCCCCCGCUAUGCAUGCUGCUAUGGGGAGAGAGGUGGUACAUAGAGCAUAUUCGAAUGUCAAUGCACAAAGGACAUAUGCAGAAGUCGAGGCAUUCAAGUUGAAGCUGGCAUUGGAGUUGUUGAUGGGACCUACACCUAUAACUCCUAGCUUGACACACAGAAGUCAAUUUAGUCCGACUUCAUCUAUCUCUUCCGUACCACUGCCAGUCACGCCAUCGCCAACCAGACCACCGAAUCAGACAGCUUUGUCACAAAGUGGAUCAAACUUCUCAUGGAAAUAUCAUGGAGCAACCCCAUUACCACAUGUCACUGAGCCAGACACAACUCAGUACUGGUUGGCAAAUGUUUCUGGAGCAAACAGGGAGGGAAUGAGGUAUCAACAACCAUUCCAAGCACCAAAUCGUCAGGUACUAAACACUAGACCAAAUAACGACGAAAAUCAACAGCUUCUGGAUGGUUUACCUCAUCUAAAAACUCGACAAGAAAAGGAUGAGGACAAGAAGAUACUAGAUGAUCUUCAGUGUUGUUCUCUUUGCUUGAUCCCAGGCACUGAAACUUGUCAAGCUGGGGUUGAUAUAAGGCCUUUUGAAAUCUUUCUGGAUAUGGUGGAGAUGAUCCUGUUGUUCAUCUCACACAGAUGUACUGUCACUGAAGCACUUGACUCGUGCCAGGUUCCAGCGCGCCCACCACCUGAUGAUCAUCUUAUGGUGAGAGAUGCUUUGGGAAUUUCUGUUCAAGAAGAAGAACCUAGACAAUCUACUUCUACAUGA
This is a messenger RNA of Melampsora larici-populina 98AG31, 1182 nucleotides long. RefSeq lists its product as uncharacterized. The transcript has 7 exons. NCBI's taxonomy places the organism in Eukaryota, Fungi, Basidiomycota, Pucciniomycetes, Pucciniales, Melampsoraceae. Bases 1 to 1182 code for a protein of 393 amino acids. The record is from RefSeq and is a predicted model, not a curated record.